AUGUCAAUCAGCCAGUGUAGUGGCAGCGCAAGAGGCUCACAAGAGUUCAGGUUCGAGAAGUCGCUGUAUGAUCUCAUUCGAGGUCUGCGGAAUCAUAAGGGCAAUGAGAAGGAGUACAUCCAAAACUGCCUUAAGGAGUGCCGCUCCGAGAUCCGCAGUCAAGACAUGGAUCUUAAAGCCACUGCAUUGCUCAAGCUCAUCUAUCUCGAAAUGUUUGGGCACGAUAUGUCGUGGGCUUCUUUCCAUGUUCUCGAGGUCAUGUCAUCUCCGAAAUACCAUCAGAAACGAGUUGGGUACCUCGGCGCUGUCCAGACUUUCCGGCCGGAUACUGAAGUAUUGAUGCUGGCUACCAACCUCCUGAAGAAGGACCUGACCUCGACUUCGACAAUCACCAUCUCUCUCCCGAUUGCUGCCCUUCCUCAUAUCAUCACUCCAUCCCUCGCUCUAUCAACGUUGACAGACUUGUUGCCGCGACUGACACAUUCGAACCCCGCGAUUCGGAAGAAGACAAUUGUGACGCUAUACCGUCUUGCGCUGGUAUACCCCGAGACACUACGCGCAGCAUGGCCUAAGAUCAAGGAUCGUCUCAUGGACCGGGAUGAAGAUCCGAGCGUGACAGCAGCCAUCGUCAACGUCGUUUGCGAGCUGGGCUGGAGGAGACCACAUGACUUCCUUCCUCUAGCACCUCGAUUGUUUGAGCUCCUCGUAGACGGCGGCAACAACUGGAUGGCGAUAAAAUUGAUCAAGCUGUUUGCUACUUUGACCCCCUUGGAGCCGCGCCUCGUUCGCAAACUCCUGCCACCGCUCACUGAAAUCAUAAGGACAACUCCUGCGAUGUCAUUGCUGUACGAGUGCAUCAAUGGCAUUAUUCAGGGUGGUAUCCUCGGGAGUGCAGAUGAUGUGUCAGGGAGAGAAGAAAUCGCGUCACUAUGUGUUACCAAGCUACGGGGUAUGAUAAUGACUGAUGGCGAUCCUAACCUCAAAUAUGUGGCUUUGCUCGCGUUCAAUAAGAUCGUGGUCACACAUCCAUAUCUCGUGGCGGAACAAGAAGAUGUCAUAAUGGAUUGCAUUGAUAGUCCAGACAUUACAAUCCGCAUCAAGGCUCUAGACCUCGUACAGGGCAUGGUCAGCAGUGACAAUCUUGUCUCGAUUGUGAGCCGCCUCAUGCGGCAGCUAAAGAACUCUUCUGGCAAGCAUACAGCUUCCAACGAACAAGACGCAGUGUAUAAUUCCGAUGAUGGGGCCGACGUAGCAAUCAACCCCUCUGCAAAGGAAGCCGAGCAGGCCCCGCCUUUACCAGAAGACUACAGGCUUGAUGUCAUCGGGAGGAUUCUCGAGAUGUGCUCUCAGAACAACUACAGCAGCUUGGUUGAUUUCGAGUGGUAUAUUGAUAUCCUAACCCAGCUCGUGCGAACAGCACCAAUUCCUCGUUCACAGGACGCGAAUCUUGAGCAAACAAUGGCAACAACGAAACUUUCGUCCGGCGAUAUUUCCGAAAAGAUUGGUGACGAGCUACGAAGCGUGGCCGUCAAGGUCAGAGCUGUGCGCCCGGCUGCUCUCAUGGCCUCCGAGUUGAUAUUAAAGCACUUCAGCCAAGAAUCAUCCGCCACAAAUCCAAUUACAUCUGGAGCAAUCAGGCCUGUGUCUUGGGUUGUUGGAGAGUAUGCCGACCAACUGUCAUCACCCGAGGAUACCUUGAGCUAUUUGCUACAGCUCAUUCCGCAAGCAAAAUACCCCGACGUGAUCACAUCAUGUUUGCAGGCCAUCAUCAAAAUAUUUUCCCUGAUCGCUGGAAGUGAUUUGGGGGUGUGGACAUCAGAGCGUAAAGCUAGAGUUUCGCUGCUGCUGGCCCGGGUGAUACAUGUUUUCGAGCCUCUUGCAUCACAUCCUAACUUAGAAGUUCAAGAACGGGCCGUAGAGUUCACAGAGCUUCUGAAACUCACCGCUGAAGCGGUAUCGGGCCAACCCGCAUCCAAUGACGAGCUCCAACAGGACGCUCCCUUACUUCUAACUCAGGCUAUUCCAUCGCUGUUCACCGGAUGGGAGCUAAAUUCCGUAGCUCAAGGCGCCCAGAAGAAUGUUCCGCUUCCUGAUGGGUUGGACUUAGACGAGCCCAUACAUCCAAACCUUACUAACCUCCUAUCUGAAGCAAAUGCGCUGACUCUUCCGGCUGAGGAUGAUGACGAAUUCGAGGUAUACUACCACCAAAAACCCCCCGCUGCAAGUAUUGCCUCCAACGAGCCAGCAAUCAAUCGCCUUGCAGAUGCACCCGAAGAAGUCACAAGCUCGUAUCAACAAGCUGGUGAAGAGAGCUAUCUUGAUCCAGAUAUUUUAGCAAGACGACGAGCAGAGCGAUUGGAGAGGAAUCGUGACGAUCCUUUUUAUAUUGGCGGCAGCGGCAGCGUGCCUGGCACCUCGACCCCUAUCCACAAUAUUCUACAGAACGAGAACGGGGAGAAUCUCGACAUUGACUCGAUUCCAAUCAUGCAGCUAGACUUGAACAACCUCUCUAAGAGUGUUGAUGAUACUGCUGCGAGAUCACGACAACCUGUGCCCAGACCUCGGCCACGGCAGAAAGUAAUCAUCGCGGCGGAUGAGAAUCUGGCGGGCAGUGGGCUCUCCACGCCGAGAAAUUAUGAAUCAGAGAACAACUCUGACAGUUUUUCUAAGUCGAGAGCCAAAAAGCUCAAGCAGUCAUUACUACAAGUCGACUCGAGUCACAUUGGGUCGCUGAGUCUCGAGGGGAACCAGUCUGAUGGCGGCUACGACUUUGAGCAACAGAAACGUGAGGAUGCAGAGAUGGCACAGGCAAUGAAGGAAGUCGAGAGGUUGAGGCUCGAGAUGCAGCGGGCCAGUCAAAGAAUACAGGUCGCACAAGGGGUGCCAGUGGAAGGUGCAGUGGUGAAGAAGAAGAAGACCAAGAAACCCAAGACGGAAGACGGCGAGGCCGUCGUGAAGAAGAAAAAGAAGAAGAAGCCGGUCACCAUAGACGAUGGAGAAGGUGCCAGCACUCCCUCGGUGGAGGGGGAGGGCGUAAAGCCUAAGAAGGAAAAGAAGGCAACGCCCCCUGUCGAAAUACAGGAAUCAGUGUAG
This is a messenger RNA of Phaeoacremonium minimum UCRPA7, 3093 nucleotides long. Its product is annotated as putative ap-3 complex subunit delta protein. NCBI's taxonomy places the organism in Eukaryota, Fungi, Ascomycota, Sordariomycetes, Togniniales, Togniniaceae. Bases 1 to 3093 code for a protein of 1030 amino acids. The record is from RefSeq and is a predicted model, not a curated record. The transcript has 5 exons. Gene Ontology annotation, biological process: protein targeting to vacuole; Golgi to vacuole transport. Gene Ontology annotation, cellular component: AP-3 adaptor complex; membrane coat; endosome membrane.